UAGCUAAACAAAGCAUCAAAAACAAGCUAAACCAAGCCAGGAGAAAGAUGAGUUCAUCAAGCUGGACUGCGGAGGUGGAGACCAAAGCCCCAGCGGCUGCCAUCUUUAAGGCCGCAUUCCUUGACUGGCAUAAUCUCGGUCCUAAGCUCAUCCCUCAGAUCAUCACCGGUGUUACUUUAAUUUCUGGAGAUGGAAGUCCGGGGAGCAUCAGGCAGAUCAACUUCUCCCCAGUGAUGCCUUUUAGUUUUAUUAAGGAGCGUCUUGAUUUCAUCGACCAUGAGAAGCUUGAACUGAAGACUUCUAUUAUUGAGGGUGGAGAUUUGGGCAGCAAGAUUGAGUCUGCAACUUCGCACAUCAAGGUUGAGCCAAAGGGAAAUGGCCUCUAAUUGUGAAGGUGUCAGCAACAUAUAAAGCCCUUUGCUGGUGGUUGAUGUUGGUGAGGAUAU
Molecule: messenger RNA, 446 nt
Organism: Dendrobium catenatum
Lineage: Eukaryota; Viridiplantae; Streptophyta; Magnoliopsida; Asparagales; Orchidaceae
Product: pathogenesis-related protein 1-like
Exons: 2
Coding region: 48-386 (112 amino acids)
Biological process (GO): defense response; abscisic acid-activated signaling pathway
Cellular component (GO): nucleus; cytoplasm
Molecular function (GO): protein phosphatase inhibitor activity; abscisic acid binding; signaling receptor activity
Source: RefSeq, a predicted model, not a curated record